AUAACCUAAAAAGUAAUUCAGGUCAAGCGAGUUCGUCACCAAGCUAAAGCUUCAGUAUCAAUUGUACAUCAUAACCGUUCGACAAUCAGCCUUUUUACGUCGAUAAAGAUGAACUGGAAGGAAGCGAAGUCAUUUUAUUUGUCUAUGCCAAAAAUAAUAAAACGUACGGAAUACGAUUGUGGCAAUGAAUUCAAAACCGUGAAUGAUAUAGUCGACUGGGGCAUAUAUGUUCGGACUGAUGAAGGUAGAACUAGAUUAGAGGCAUAUUUUGCCGAGAAAGAAGCUUACUUAAAGAAUAAGAAGACCCAGACCGAUGCAUCAGUGACCAGCAAGAAGGACGCCUUGGAUGAAAAUAAAGGAGUCGACAAAUUGUUGGCACGCGCAGAUGGUGCGAAAAUGGAGGUCAAACGAACGAGUAAAGCUGGCGAUCAAUCAACGGCUGAUGAAGUUCCCGCAAAAAUAGUGAAGGCUAUGAGAGAAACGUCAAGCACCGAUGAAAGUUCAGGAUCAGGAGAAUGUCAAGCUGGUGACGGAUCAAAGACCACCAAGGAAUCGGUAAAAAUGGAAAUGGAGUCUGUCAGAGAAACGGCAAGCCCUGAUGGAAGUUCAGAAAGUGAAUCAACGACCACCGAAGAUACUGUAAAAACGGAGGUGGAGGUUAAAAACGAAAGGAUAAGCACUCUAAGUAAAGCUACCGAUAAAUCAACCACCACCGACGAUGUCGCAAAAAUGGCAAACGCUGGUGAAGGUGAACCUAGCACAUCAUCUAAAGCUGUCGUCGCUGCUCAACCGAAAACCGAAAAGAAAUUUCCAAAAAAUGAUGUCGUGAAUAGCAAGGUAUCAUUGUUCAUCGGGGACAUAACUUUCCUUGAAAUCGAUGCAAUCGUAAACGCUGCUAAUACCGUUUUGCUUUGUGGCGGAGGCGUUGAUAAGGCGAUUCACCUCGCAGCUGGCUACGACCAUCUCCGAGCUGAAUGUGCGGCAUUGAAAGAUUGUAAGAUUGGCGAUGCGAAAAUUACUGGUGGCUAUAAACUACCGGCAAAAUAUAUCAUACACGCUGUCGGACCAAAGGGCGAAUUUCCUGAUGAGUUGAGAAGUUCCUACAAAAAAUCAAUGGAUUUGCUAAAGGAACAUGAAUUGGAAACGAUUGCAUUUCCUUGCAUAUCAACCGGCGUUUUUGAAUAUAGAAAUGAGGAAGCUGCUAUGGUUGCAUUGGAAACGAUCCGAAAUUGGUUGGACGAAGACGAGUACGCUGCCAAAGUUAAGCGAGUAAUUUUUUGUUUGUUUCUUCAAGAUGAUAUCGACAUCUAUCACAAACUGAUGCCAAAGUAUUUUCCAUUCGAGUAAACAGUUUGGUGUAAACAGAUAAUUUACUUGCUCAAUAAAAGGCACUGAUAUGAACAUAA
This is a messenger RNA of Bradysia coprophila, 1406 nucleotides long. RefSeq lists its product as uncharacterized. The record is from RefSeq and is a predicted model, not a curated record. Gene Ontology annotation, biological process: purine nucleoside metabolic process; peptidyl-glutamate ADP-deribosylation; DNA damage response. Gene Ontology annotation, molecular function: ADP-ribosylglutamate-[protein] hydrolase activity. Gene Ontology annotation, cellular component: nucleoplasm. NCBI's taxonomy places the organism in Eukaryota, Metazoa, Arthropoda, Insecta, Diptera, Sciaridae.